AUGCAAGAACUUCAGUGCAUGGUACAGACUUAUGCAUGGGGAAAACCUGGACUUGAAAGCUCUGUGGCGCAACUUAAGGAAGCUGCUGAUUAUUCAUUUAAAGCCGAUGCAAAUACCCCGUAUGCGGAACUAUGGAUGGGAACGCACUUCAAUGGUCCAUCGCGCGUGCUUUGUGAAGAUGGCGGUGAUCCACCACUACUGAGUGAUUGGAUCCAGACGCUUCAAGGCCACGAGACGGGAAAUCUGCCUUACUUGUUUAAGGUGCUGUCUGUGCGCAAAGCCCUAUCCAUUCAGGCCCAUCCGGACACCAAGCUGGCUGGUGAGUUGCAUGCCAAGUUCCCGCAGAUCUACAAGGAUCCGAAUCACAAGCCGGAGAUGGUCAUUGCUCUCACCCGUUUCGAAGCUCUUUGUCAGUUUCGAAAAAAGAACGAGAUUGCAACUCAUCUUCAGGAAGUUCCCGAGCUCCGUGCGCUUGUUGAUGCUGAGGUGGCUCAGCGGUUGGUAGCAAAGCAAAACGAAGCAUCACUGCGCGAUUUUUUUCGUUGCUUUGUGUACGCUGAAUCGGAAAGCAUUGCAUCCCAAUUACAUGCAUUAUGUGCACGGCUUGAAGGAGCAUCGCAUUUGACCGCAUUGGAGAAGCUGGUGCUGCGCCUGAGUACUGAUUAUCCCGGCGAUAUUGGCUGUUUUUGUCCGUUUCUGCUUAACUAUAUCACGCUGGAACCCGGUGAGGCCAUGUUCCUAGGCGCCAACGAGCCCCAUGCGUACCUUUCCGGUGACUGCAUUGAAUGCAUGGUAUGCUCCGACAACGUUGUUCGUGCAGGACUAACUUCGAAAUUUAUCGACAAGGAAACGUUGCACUCGAUGCUGACUUAUCGCACGGGUAAACCGCGCGUAUACAGGGGACAUACUCAGGACGAUGGCGUUGCAAGACUGUAUGCCUCUCCCGUACCCGAAUUCGAGGUUGAAGCCGUCGAACUCAAACCUCGCCAGCGAUAUGCGUUGCCAGCACGAAAAGGUGACUCGAUCAUUAUUGUCACAUCGGGUAGCGGCUCGACUGUAGAGCUUUCUAGCGCUGCUGCCGGUCGAUUGAUGUCGAAGGGUCAGGUAUUUUUCUUAUUGAAGGGGGAGAUUUUAGAGAUUCAGGGCGGUGAUGAAGGUAUUACAACAUUCCGCGCAUCUCCAAACGAAAGCUUAGAAUCACCACGCAAUGCUUCAUUAGAUUUGAGUCGCGUACCCGAAAUGCACCGGUAA
Messenger RNA from Peronospora farinosa, 1251 nucleotides. NCBI's taxonomy places the organism in Eukaryota, Oomycota, Peronosporomycetes, Peronosporales, Peronosporaceae. The record is from the annotation of a GenBank genome assembly.